Seminavis robusta is the source of this 2352-nucleotide messenger RNA. NCBI's taxonomy places the organism in Eukaryota, Bacillariophyta, Bacillariophyceae, Naviculales, Naviculaceae. The record is from the annotation of a GenBank genome assembly.
AUGGUGAUCUUGGCUGAGGAAGUACAGAUGCAUGUGAUGGAGGAACAAGAGAUCGCUGUACCUGGUCCAGACUCUGCUCCUCUUGAUUCUUCCGUGAGGGAGGCUCCUGCUGAUCCUUUUCGAUCGGAAUUGUUGCUAUCCACCAGGACCUCUUUGGCUGAUCCUGAUGAUCCCAGGUAUGUCAGGGCCAAUACUAUGGAGAUUACAAUGAUGGCAGAUGGCAACAAUGCACCAGCUAAUGCAGGCAGCGACAACGACAGUUCCAUGGAUGACCCAUGGAAUGACCCAAAGGAUGCAAAUGUGGGUGACUUGAGUGAGUCUCCCAGCAACUUUGAUUUCUCCCUUAACAGUGCUGAUUUGGAACGACAUAUCCGGAACAGUGCGGUGCAGAGCGUUGCGUUCGAGUAUGUAUACAGCAAUGCCUACGACAUUGUUUACAGCAUCUGUACCUGGCCCAGGCUCCUCCUGAGCUAUUGCUUGAAUUUGUUUCGCUUUGCCAGAAAGAAGGAUGAUGAUGGACCAGCGCCACCACAGGAGGAUAAUCAUGUUCAAGACAUGGCAAUUGCGGCUUCCCAAUCAGCAGUCAUCGGCGUAGGAGCAGGAGUCCUGGCUGGUCAGUCGGCUGCUGCUGGAGUCGGGGUUUCGACGAUGUCGGCUGCCAUCUCUGCUCUUUCGACACCUACUAUGAUUGGGCUUGCUGUGGCAGUUGCCAUUGCAGUGGCUGCUACUACGACUGGUGUUGCUACAGGAAUCAGUAGUGGUAGUGACAACAAUGCGGCUGGUCCUGGCCCCUGUGCUGGUAGUAGUGGAUCCAUGGAUGUCAAGCAAGGUGUCUUGCAAAUAGUCUUUUCUUCAUCAGACUCUAACAGUGAUCAUAACAGUAUCAUUGAUGCUCCCUUGACAAGUACAUUGCUGCUAGAGAACAAGGAAGAAUUGGAAAACAUUUUUGUACAGGUUUACAACAACGUCACUGCCAAUUCCACCAACGGUGCCCUCAUUGAUCAGUGUGAUAUUCCCCGUAUCCCAUCAGGUGGUGUCCAGCUGAUGCAGGUUGAGUCGUCUGAGGAGGACAAUUUUACGAAUUCCUUUUGGGUUGCUGAUGUUCAGUGCAAUGGAUGCUCCGACACGGACCCACUUUUUGGAACCAACACCGAAGCGAGUCCCCAACUUGAUCCUGUGAGGGCUGUUGAUGAUUUUUUCGACCAGUUUACUCAAGCAAUACAGCCCAUUCUGACUACCAAUGAUCUAACACAAGAAACUGAUCCAAUAACCAGCCCACUGCAGCAGGAACAAGAAAGUCCACCCGUAGACAUUUUGUUUGUGGCUCUGGUGGAUCCCACGACAGGAGAGAUACUCCCAGAACAGCCACAACGGCUGGGGCCUGGUGAUAUGAUUGAGCUAUUGCCCAACAUUGAUACUGUUUGGAAUAGUAACAUUAAUGAUCCCGAACAAGAUCAACUAGAAGUUCCACAGAUGCCAACUCCUUCAGCAACAACAGCUGCUGCUCCAAUAGCCCAUGCUGAUAGAGUGUCAAACCCUACAACAAACCCUCAAACAAACAGCCUCAUACAGCAAGAUUUAGCUCCCAACUAUCCCGGACAAGAUUCUGUACCCACAAAUCCUGCACAUGCCGCGCCUACAAAUGCCAAAACCCCAGAGCCAAGUCCCACUCUAGCGCCAGCAAGUACUCCCGAACAACAAGACCAAACGUCUAUUUUCCCCCACCUAGCACCAUCAGCUAUAUCAAGUCCCAGUGACGCAACUGCAAAUAGCCUGCCUUCUUUUGUGAUUGUCUCACCUAGUCAGACAGCGGCAGGACCACCAUCAAUGGUUAUUCCAACUGUUGCUUCUGGCCCAACAAGUCCUGGCCCCACCAAUUAUUUAAGCAGAAUUCCCAGUAUCAACACAUUUCCACCGGCAGCAAUGAGUCCAUCACAUUCCUCAGCCAACAGGGACCAAGCUCCAAGCAAUGAUAAGCAAGCACCUCAGCCUAACAAUCAGAAAAGCGCACUACCGCCCAUUGCAACAAUAAAGAAUCCCAAUCCGUCCUUUGUGAUACCAGCCCCUCCACCAGCUGGCAGUGGAAACAAUGGUAUCACUCAAUCGAUUGAUGGUCAACCAAUGAUGCCUUCUGGAGAUGACAGCAUGCCUUCUAGCAGCACAACGAAGAGUCCCUCACAAGAAGAUACCACCACACCAGGUGUCCCCCUUUCUGAAGUGCCUAACAACCCUGUUCUGGUGCCUGUUGGUGGCUCUGUAACUUCUGAAACCUAUUCAGCUGUGCCAUCAACAAAUACGAUGCCUCCAACAAGAGACAUGCUUUCACCAGAGUCAUGUGCUGCCUACCUUUGA